AUGCCAACAAAGUCGACGUCGAAAAAUCUUGUGGAUGUUCGUCAGAUAGCACCCGCUACAAUCAACACUGAGAUUCUGGUCAUGCUAACAUCGAUACAGAUUGUGUUAAGUGAUAUGUCAGCACCAUGGGAACAAACUUCUGGAUUUAGUUCCAAGACUUUGAGUAACCCUUAUGACAGGCUCAUGAAUACGAGUGGAAUUGCGUCUCGAGAUCAUGCUGGCAGCAUGGACCUUUGCGAAGCUGCGCUGCAGUUCGCCAGCGACACACUCAAACCUGGCGGUCAUCUUGUAUGCAAAUUCUAUAUGGGAGCAAGGGAUAAAGAACUGGAGAAACAACUCAGGCUACUUUUCGCAGAGGUGCACAGAGAGAAGCCAGAAUCUUCAAGAUCAGAAAGCAGAGAGGCGUUCUUCGUCGCACUACGAAGGAAAUCUAAUGCAACUGUUAGCAUAGAUGAUCACAAUUAA
Molecule: messenger RNA, 465 nt
Organism: Trichoderma gamsii
Lineage: Eukaryota; Fungi; Ascomycota; Sordariomycetes; Hypocreales; Hypocreaceae
Product: ribosomal RNA methyltransferase MRM2
Exons: 3
Coding region: 1-465 (154 amino acids)
Biological process (GO): RNA methylation
Cellular component (GO): mitochondrion
Molecular function (GO): rRNA (uridine-2'-O-ribose)-methyltransferase activity
Source: RefSeq, a predicted model, not a curated record